AUGGUGUUAUUUGCAAUGUUGGUUAUUCUGCCUUUACCUCAAGUGGUAUGCAAGAAUCACAGAGCUGAAUGUAAGACCAGUGAUCCUCUGCCUUUUCUUCACAAGCAAUAUCAAUCAGGAGACCUCAUAGUUGUGAACAUGUUCUCUCAGUUCUAUGUCUUCCAGACAGUGAUGGACUUCAGCAAACGUCCCUCCAAGGAGCUCUUUGAGGACACUGUGAUCAUGACUCCAAUCUAUCAGCACAUCUUGGUCUUAGAAUUUGCCAUCACAGAGAUCAACAGAGAUCCCCUUAUUUUACGCAAUCGCACCCUUGGUUUUCAGAUCUUUAACACCUACUUCAUGACAAGUUGGACAUAUCAGGCCUCUCUGGAACUUUUCUCUACAAAGGGCCAGUUUCUUACUAACUACAACUGUGAUACACAGCACAGACCAAUAGCAGUCCUUGGAGGACCUACUUCUGAUGUGUGUGUACACAUGGCUACCAUCCUGUCCCUGUACAAGAUGCCACAGUUAAUCUAUGGUUCUACUACUGAAGGUAAUACAAAAAAGGAGACUGCCAUACGGCAACAAAUGUUCCCAAACAUAGAUGGUCAAUAUAAGGGAAUUCUUUUAUUACUUCUGCAUUUUGGAUGGACAUGGAUUGGGAUCUUGUCCGCAAAAGAUGACAGCGGUGAGAACUUUGUACAAAAUGUGGUUCCCAUGAUAGCCCAGAAGGGGAUCUGCUCAGCCUUCCUUGAAAUAUUUCCCGUCAUUGAUUAUUCAAACAGCAUUCCUGAGCUGGUGGAAGUGGGACUUCAAAUGUACAUGGUGGUUAUGAAAAGCACAGCUAAUGUAGUAUUAGUUCAUGGUGAAAUUUAUGGAAUCAUAGUUCUGAGGCUUCUUUCCACUAAUUUGAAAAUUGAAGAUGCACCAUUAUGGAGACAGGGUAAAAUCUGGGUUAUGACGGCUGAGAUGGAUUUCACCUCCCUUCCCUUUCUGAGGAAUAGUGACCUAGUCUUCCUCCAUGGUGCUCUGUCUUUUGCAAUUCACACAGAGAAGAUGUUAGGGUUCCAGCAAUUUCUUGAGAUGAGGAACCCUACCUUGGAAAAAGAAGAUACUUUUAUCAAGCUCUUCUGGGAAAGUGCUUUUGAAUGUUCUUUCCCCACCUCUGUAAUGGAGGAGGAAAGUGCGAUUCCCUGCACUGGGAAGGAGAAACUGGCAGCUCUUCCCACAUCUGUGUUUGAAAUGGACAUGACUGGCCACAGCUACAGCAUCUACAAUGCCAUCCAUGUAGUGGCACAUGCUUUGCAUGACUUCCAUUCAUCCAUGAUGGAAUACAGAGCUAGGGGGCAUGAAGUCAAACAGAAACAUCUGGAUCAAAAGUCAUGGAAGGUCCGACCUCUAUCUUUGUGUAAUAGUAAGUGCCAUUCAGGUUAUACUAGAAGCAAGAUAGAAGACAAACCAUUUUGCUGCUAUAAUUGUCGACAAUGUCCACAUGGGAAGAUUUCCAACCGAGAUGAUAUGGACGAUUGCUUUCAGUGUCCAGAAGAUCAAUAUGCAAAUGUGAACCAUGAUUUGUGUCUUCCAAAGAUUGCAACAUUUUUGAUGUAUGAAGAAACAUUGGGGAUCACUUUGGCCAGUUCUGCUCUUUUCUUUUGUCUGGUGACAAUUGGAAUCCUUUGGAUUUUUAUUAAGCAUCAGGACACUCCCAUAGUCAAAGCCAACAACCGGAAUCUCACCUAUGUUCUCCUUAUUGCUCUCUUCUUGUCUUUUCUCUGUUGUUUCUUAUUCCUUGGGAAACCUGAUAAGGUGACGUGUCUUCUUCGUCAAACUACUUUUGGGGUCAUCUUCUCUGUGGCCAUUUCUUGUGUCUUGGCCAAAACCAUCAUUGUGAUUUUGGAAUUCAUGGCCACCAAGCCUGGGUCUAAGAUGACUAGAUGGGUGGGAAAUAGAUUAGCAGUAUCCAUCCUAUUGUGCUGCACCUCGCUUCAAGGAUUUAUUUGCGUUAUAUGGCUGGCAACCUCUCCCCCAUUCCCAGAUGCUGACAUGAGUUCAGGGGCAGAAGAAAUCUUUCUGGAGUGUAAUGAAGGAUCAGUCUUCAUGUUCUACUGUGUCUUGAGCUACAUGGGUUUCCUUGCCAUUAUUAGCUUUACAGUGGCAUUCCUAGCAAGAAAACUGCCUGAUGUUUUCAAUGAAGCUAAGUUUAUUACCUUCAGCAUGUUGGUCUUCUGCAGUGUCUGGUUGUCUUUCAUCCCAACAUAUCUGCAAUAUACUUGA
Molecule: messenger RNA, 2256 nt
Organism: Thamnophis sirtalis
Lineage: Eukaryota; Metazoa; Chordata; Lepidosauria; Squamata; Natricidae
Source: RefSeq, a predicted model, not a curated record